AAUCUGAACACAUGCACGUGCGAGUAGAGACUAGAGGAUUAGGCGACAAAACAGAGGACUCCAAUUUUGUGUUGAUAAAAAAAAAAAAAAAAAAUUUGGAAAACCAAAGAUAUGAAAUGUGCGGGAAAAAUAUGUGGUGAUGAACUUUUCCGUGCGCAUGUAAUGUUCUUUUCGUCUUCCCCUCAACUACUGGGUUUCAAUCUCUUCAUCCCAUGAGCAGUAAUCUCGACUUCCAUCUCCAUUGACUGUUUCGGAGGAGCCAAUUUCAGUUCUGAAAUGGCGCAAUUCACUGCACACAGUCGAGUUAAGUUGCUGCUUAACGGAGACGGUUUACCAUGCGGUUCAGAAUCCAAAGAUCGGUUCAGAUACAAGCUCAGAUCAGUACGAGCUCGCAGGUUUCCUCUCUCUGCUCCCUCUUCUUCUACAUCAUCUACUUCAGCUUUGAGGAAAUCCACUCAGCAUGCUGCCGAGGUGCGUGUUGGUGUGAGGGACGAGAGCGUUACAGGCGGUGACGACGCCAUUGUUGGUUUUGACUAUGACUACGAGUUUGAGUCUGACGAUUUGGCUUGCUUCAGAGGUCUCGUCUUGGAUAUUUCCUACAGGCCAGUUAAUGUUGUUUGUUGGAAACGUGCAAUUUGUUUGGAGUUCAUGGAAAAGGCUGAUGUUUUGGAAUACUAUGACCAGACUGUGAAUUCUCCAAGUGGAUCCUUCUAUAUUCCAGCAGUCUUGCGGGUUCCCCAUUUAUUGCAAGUUGUUAAGAGGAGAAGAAUCAAGAACUCUUUGAGUCGUAAAAACAUACUUUAUCGGGACAAUUACACUUGUCAGUAUUGUUCAUCCCACGAGAGUUUGACCAUUGACCAUGUUUUGCCCAUAUCCCGGGGUGGAGAAUGGACGUGGGAAAACCUGGUUGCUGCCUGUGUAAAAUGCAAUUCAAAGAAAGGCCAAAAGACCGUAGAAGAAGCAAAUAUGAAGCUGAAAAAAACUCCUAAGGCUCCUAAAGAUUAUGAUAUACUUGCCAUUCCUCUAACGAGUACUGCAAUAAAGAUGUUGAAACUGAGAAAGGGAACUCCUGAAGAAUGGCGUCAAUAUCUGUCAAGUGAGCAAUGACCAUGUAUGUACUUUUAAGUGGUACUUGUAAAUUAUUCUUUGCACAUAUAGCACAAAUUUCACCUAAUACUUGGUCCUUCUAAGACUUCUUUAUGUAGCACAGCACCUUCUAAAUUUAGCAUAAUCUAUUAUUUGUUAUUAUUUGUUCCCAUAA
This is a messenger RNA of Cucumis melo (muskmelon), 1261 nucleotides long. RefSeq lists its product as uncharacterized. The record is from RefSeq and is a predicted model, not a curated record. The transcript has 7 exons. The coding region runs from base 277 to 1107 and encodes 276 amino acids. Lineage: Eukaryota; Viridiplantae; Streptophyta; Magnoliopsida; Cucurbitales; Cucurbitaceae.